GUUCAAAAUAUGUUCCUGAAAUUAUAGGUGAUAAUUACAAAGUCCACAUGAAACUGACCAUCAACUAUUUAGCCCCUGAAGAUUAUGGCAUUUACAAAUGUAUAUCAAAAAACUCUUUGGGGGACAUGGAAGGUUCUGUCAACGUGUACAAAAUACCCCAUCCUAACGUGGCAGUGUCAACCAAAAUGAAAAGUGCGGCUCACGAUAAAACCGUGGACCUGACUUACGACGCAGAGACGGGCAGCACGAACGGAGCAGGUCAGAAAGGAAAGCCUGGGAAAUCCGGAAAAACGAUCAGUUCGGGCGCCAGCGACACUAAUCAUUUCCACGCCAUUGAACGUGGGAAGUUUAUUGGGCUAAUGUUCCUAACCUCCAUCUUCGCCCGUGUCAUAUGGUUCCAGUAAUGUAGAAAGACGAAAAAAGAUUUUUUUAGAAAAUAUAUCCCAUCUUGAAGACAAAGGAGAGCAUUUUCAAUGAGAACAAUAUCACAAAGUUAUUUUGUGUAUUAAAUUACUGAAUUUAGAUGUGACAAUAUUAAAAUAUUGUCAGAUUAUUUCAACAUACAACAGUGAACUUGUUUUAGCAAUACUCGGUCAGGACGAAUUGUCAAGCUUUAAUUAUACAACAUUUUUACUAAUCUGUAUUUUUUCUGUCACAAUGCUUAACUAAAUAUGUUGCAAUUAAUUUAGUUAAUACAAAUACUUCAAUUGUUGAAAUAUAUAUUUGUAGAUUCUCUUUCUGUAAUAUAAGGUUGUUGAGUUUAAUUUUUUACACUAUCAACAAUAUUUAAAAAUUAACAAUACAAUGAUAUAAAAAUAAAAGAAGAUCUCUUAAAUAUAUAAAAAAUAUUUAUUAUUAAAAUGUUAUCAGUACUAAUAUAUACUGACAGGCAUGAAAAACGAGCACCUUAAAAUUUUGAUGUAUUUUAAAGUUUAAUUUAUUUAUUCUAA
This is a messenger RNA of Sitophilus oryzae (rice weevil), 950 nucleotides long. RefSeq names its product neurotrimin-like. Lineage: Eukaryota; Metazoa; Arthropoda; Insecta; Coleoptera; Curculionidae. The record is from RefSeq and is a predicted model, not a curated record. Gene Ontology annotation, cellular component: neuron projection.